Saccostrea cuccullata (small rock oyster) is the source of this 1254-nucleotide messenger RNA. RefSeq names its product macrophage mannose receptor 1-like. Gene Ontology annotation, molecular function: signaling receptor activity. NCBI's taxonomy places the organism in Eukaryota, Metazoa, Mollusca, Bivalvia, Ostreida, Ostreidae. The transcript is spliced from 8 exons. The coding region runs from base 61 to 1140 and encodes 359 amino acids. The record is from RefSeq and is a predicted model, not a curated record.
UCUGUAUAAGGUUGCAAUAACAGGACACUUGGUCUCUGAACUAAGGAACAAGCAAAGAAAAUGUCAUCCCAAAUUCUAUUCAAAUGGCUUGCUAUUGCAACAUUCACAGGGAUUAUAUAUGUGGAAGCUGACUGUCCGAACAACUGGAAAAGUUUUGAUAGAAAUUGUUAUCUAUUUCUAAACCAUCAUCCAAUGAACUGGCAGAGCUCUCGGGACUACUGCAUUCACGCAGGUGCUAAGUUGGUGGAAAUUGAUUCUUCUGUUGAGGAUAUUUUCAUACUACAAAACGCCAAGGAUUUACAUCUAAGUGGUCACUGUUUUUGGUUGGGAGGAUCUGACGCCGAGCACUCGGGAGUAUGGUUGUGGUCAACUUCACGUAAAAUGUUUAUGUACACAAACUGGGCGCCAGGCGAGCCUAACGACUACCACACACACAAGGAGCACUGCCUUAAUCUCCACUACUACACUCACUAUAACGCGUACCUCUGGAAUGACGAGCGGUGUGCAGAACAUUGCUACCCUAUCUGUGAACAACCAAACCCAUGGAUACGAUUCACCGAUAAACCUUAUGUUCCUACCGCCACCACCACCACUUCUACCUCCAAGACCACAACCUCAGUCCCUUCCACCACCACAAAUACUGCCCUUCCACCGACUACCAAGCACUUACAAAUGGUGACACUGCCGCAGCACCCACAAACCUCUCAGCUUACAAACUGUCAAAGCGGAUGGAUCAGAUUUGGUUUCAGUUGUUAUCUUUUUGCUACAGACAUCUCGUACGACUGGAUUGAAUCAGGGCACUUCUGCACACUGUUUGGUGCAUCUUUAGCAUCCAUAGAAACUGAUAUUGAAAAUAAUUUUAUAAGACAGCAGUUGCUUAGCAUCGCAAAAUCUGCUGACUUUUGGGUUGGUGGAACAGACAUUAUGUCAGAAGGUGACUGGAAAUGGGUGACGUCACAAAAGCCUAUAACUUAUUCCAGUUGGUAUCCUGGAAGGCCUAAUGAUCUUCAUCACACUGUUAACUGUCUGGAACUGUCUCAUAAUUAUCAGUACCACUGGAAUGACCAAGACUGUAGUAUACAAAACCAUUUUAUUUGUGAAAUGCCGAAUCCUGCUAACUCUCGUCCCAUAUUUGGAUAAAAGGCAUAAAAUACAUCAAUCUUUAGAGUUUGUUCAUAAAGGAAUGAAGUCUGAAAUGAAUUUUUUGAUAAAAGUGUUUUACAUAUCAAGUUUUUCAAAAAUUUGUCCUUAUGU